Messenger RNA from Medicago truncatula (barrel medic), 1608 nucleotides. RefSeq lists its product as uncharacterized. The coding region runs from base 1 to 1608 and encodes 535 amino acids. The transcript is spliced from 2 exons. NCBI's taxonomy places the organism in Eukaryota, Viridiplantae, Streptophyta, Magnoliopsida, Fabales, Fabaceae. Gene Ontology annotation, molecular function: catalytic activity. The record is from RefSeq and is a predicted model, not a curated record.
AUGAGUUUGAUCAGUUGGAAUUGUCGGGGCUUAGGUAGCCCUAACGCAAUUCCGGACUUGAAAUACCUGGUUCGGCACUUCAAUCAGGACCUACUAUUUUUAAGUGAGACACUAGUCCCCACCGUAAUAAAAGAAUUACAUUAUUUGCUUGGUUUUGAUUGUUGUAUUUCUGUUGACCGCACCGGCAGCGGUGGGGGUCUUGCUUUAUUCUGGCGCACUUCUUUAAAUGGUCAACUUGUCGAUUACUCAAAUAAUCAUAUCACUAUUGAAAUUGUUGACUCUGUUCUUGGUACAUGGAGACUUACCGGCUACUACGGUUAUCCCAAAGGGGGUCGCAGAAUUACCGCGUGGGAUUUUCUCCGUCAAUUAUCUGUUCAAUUUACAGGGCCCUUGUGUAUAUUUGGUGAUUUCAAUGACAUUUUGGAUGAUAGUGAAAAAAGAGGCCGCAAUACUAGACCUCGUUGGUUGACUAAUGGCUUCCGGCAAGCUGUCCUUGACUCGGGUUUGUCAGAUGUUCAGGUUGAAGGCUACCCGUUCACGUGGUUUAAAAGUCUUGGUACACCGCGUGCAGUGGAAGAAAGGUUAGAUCGUGCUCUUGCUAAUAAUUCUUGGUUGAAUUUAUUUUCGGGAGCUACUAUAGAAACUCUUGUGGCACCUGCUUCUGAUCAUUAUCCCAUCCUCCUCAACCGUAGCCCUAUGUCUCGGCCUCAUCUUAAUAAACGUCAUUUUCGUUAUGAAAAUGCAUGGCACUUAGAACCGGGGUUUAAGGAGUUGGUUACUGACUCUUGGCAGAUGUUUGAAUUACGCAAGAGAAUGCAGCGCUUACUAUCUCAGGAUGAUGCCUAUUGGCGUCAACGCGCCAAGACUCAUUGGUAUCGUGAUGGAGACCGCAACACAAAUUUUUUUCAUGCAUCAACCACUGCUAGGAAGAAGGUUAAUCAUAUUAUUUCUCUUGAUGAUGACGCUGGAAAUAAAAUUUCGGAUGAACAAGGCUUGCGCGAUGUAGCAAAAAAUUAUUUCGUUAAUAUUUUUCAAAAUCAUGGCAGCGCUUCCUCUCCAGUUAUUGAUGUUAUUAACCAAUCUAUUUUUGCUCCUGAUAAUGAGAGGCUUAUGGCUCCUUUCACAAAAGCUGAAUUUCGUGAAGCUAUGUUUUCAAUGCAUCCGGAUAAAUGUCCAGGUAUUGAUGGUUUCAAUCCCGGCUUCUAUCAACAAUUUUGGAAUUUCUGUAGUGAUGAAAUUUGUAAAGAGUGUUGUGCUUGGCUUGAUACGGGACAAUUUCCUUCCGAUUUGAAUAUGACGAAUAUUGCUCUUAUUCCUAAAGGGAAUUCGCAACAUAGCAUGAAGGAUUGGCGUCUGAUAGCUCUCUGCAAUGUUCUUUACAAGCUCAUUUCUAAAGUCUUAGCUAACAGGUUGAAAGUGGUCCUCUCUCAAUGCAUUUCUGACAACCAUUCUGCUUUUGUUCUGGGUAGGUCCAUUCUGGAUAAGGCUAUGGUAGCGAUCGAGGUUGUUCACUUUAUGAAGACUAAGACGAGGGGCAAUGACAGUUAUGUUGCUUUGAAACUUGAUAUUAGUAAGGCAUAUGACCGUAUGGACUGGGAUUAUAUGUGA